Molecule: messenger RNA, 1125 nt
Organism: Pedinophyceae sp. YPF-701
Lineage: Eukaryota; Viridiplantae; Chlorophyta; Pedinophyceae
Source: the annotation of a GenBank genome assembly
AUGAACGCGUGCGUGGCCAACUGCAGCGCGCCCGGCGCCAAGGCGACCAGCAUCAUGCGCCGUGGGCCCUGCAUGCGCACGCGUGGGAUGCUGCCGCGAUUCCGGAUGAUGAGACACAACAGACCACUAGGCGUCGGCACCCCGCGGUGCCCUCUGGCGCACAGGCACUCGAGCAACAUGCACGGGCGCUCGGUCAGCGCGGACCUAGCCGCGCACGUCGAGCUCUCGCACGGCGGCAGCGGAGGCCACGGGGGACAGGGAGGCGGGGGCGACGGCGGGGGCGAAGACGGCGACUCCGCCGGCGACUACGGGGGCAACAGAGGCGGCCUCGCCUCCUGGGUGGCGAACUACUUCUCCUCGCGCGCCAAGGCGGAUCCGAACUUCGUGUUCAAGAUCUUCUGCGAGUGCGCCAUCGACUCGUCCAUCAUCCUGGGCGUCAACUACACCAUGCGGGACUGCAAGCUCCACAAGUGCAUCCGGGACCUGGACUUCAUCUGCUGCCACCUCGCAGUCAGCCUCCUCUGCGACAUCGCCCUCGUGUCGAUGCUCGCGCCCGCCGCCGGCGUCAAGCGGCUACCCAAGUCCACGAUCGGUCGCGCGAUCGCGCAGCUGCCCACGUUCGUGUUCGAGCCGGGCCUCUUCUCCCUCGCGCAGCGCAUCGGGUGCUUCUUCCACAAGGCCGUGCUGUACGGCAUGGUGGGCUACACGAUGGGCUACAGCGGCACGAAGCUGGUCAACACGAUCACUGACACGCGCGAGAUCCUGGACCCGGACUUCGUGCCGCCGCGCACGGAGCAGGACCCCGUCCGGACCGCGACGGGGUGGAUUUACUUCAUGGGGAUCAGCAGCAACGUGCGGUACCAGCUGAUCGGGGGCGCGGAGCUGCUGGCGUACGCGCGGUUGCCCGGGCUGCUGUCGCGCGUCGUGAGCAUAUCGAUGCGGUUCUCGAACAACGUGUUCGGGGCCAAGCAGUGGCUGGAGCUGGCGCGCAUCCUGGGCUGCGAGCGGCCGCGCGAGAGCAUCCUGGACGCGACGCCGCCGGCGAAGCGGAAGAAGAAGCACCACAAGAAGAAGAAGAAGCACCAGGAAAAGCACGGCCUCGCCAAAUUGAAGUUUUGGUCCUAG